This is a messenger RNA of Tachyglossus aculeatus (Australian echidna), 563 nucleotides long. RefSeq names its product ferritin heavy chain B-like. Gene Ontology annotation, biological process: intracellular iron ion homeostasis; iron ion transport. Lineage: Eukaryota; Metazoa; Chordata; Mammalia; Monotremata; Tachyglossidae. Bases 1 to 522 code for a protein of 173 amino acids. Gene Ontology annotation, cellular component: cytoplasm. The record is from RefSeq and is a predicted model, not a curated record. The transcript is spliced from 4 exons. Gene Ontology annotation, molecular function: ferric iron binding; ferrous iron binding.
AUGGAAUCUCACGUGAGUCAGAACUACUCUGUAGAAUGUGGGAUUGCUGUUAAUACUGUGGCAAACCUGGAAAUGCAUGCUAGCCUUGUCUACCUUUCCAUGGCUUAUUACUUUGAUCGGGAUGAUGUGGCCCUCAGUCAAUUUGCAAAACUGUUCAAGGCUCGGUCUGAGAAGAUGUGGGAAGCUGCAGAGAACUUCUUGAGAUAUCAGAAUAAGCGGGGAGGCAGAAUUGUCCUGCAGGACAUCAAGAAGCCAGAGCGGGAUGAGUGGCGUAACUGUGUGGAAGCCCUGGAAACAGCCCUCAAUCUGGAGAAGAGAGUAAACCAGGCUCUGCUCAGCUUGCACAAGCUUGUGCUGGAGAAGUCUGACCCACAUCUGUGUGACUUCCUGGAGUGGGAGUACCUGGACCAGCAAGUGAAAGUCAUCAAGUGCCUGGGAGACCACAUCACCAAUCUGAUGCGGCUGGGAGCCCCCCUGGGCCAGUACCUGUUUGACCGGCUGACCCUGGAAGACAGUAGCUGAGCUCUGCUAUAGCAGACACCUGUCAUGCAAGGUUCACCCAA